Messenger RNA from Limulus polyphemus (Atlantic horseshoe crab), 2974 nucleotides. Its product is annotated as E3 ubiquitin-protein ligase RNF14-like. Gene Ontology annotation, molecular function: zinc ion binding; protein binding. The record is from RefSeq and is a predicted model, not a curated record. The transcript has 11 exons. Bases 217 to 1980 code for a protein of 587 amino acids. NCBI's taxonomy places the organism in Eukaryota, Metazoa, Arthropoda, Merostomata, Xiphosura, Limulidae.
ACUUCAACCGGUAAGAGCAGAAGACAUAACUGUGCAGGAGUAAAUGUUAUUGUGUUUACUGUGUAAGUGUACUCACAUGGCAUAAGCGCAGUAAUUAUUUUAGUGCUAAUAUUUGCAGUUGAUUGCUGAAUACUGACUAUUUCAAAACUGACAACUUGAGUGAAGAGACUGUACUUGAGAAGCCUAGAAUUAGAGGUUGCUGAACUCAAGAAAACAAUGGCAGUAAAGGACUCAUUAAUCCGAACUUUAGCUUUUGAAAUGCAAGACGAACUAAAGCGUAAUCAAGAAGUGGUUAAAUUAGAAGCAAUGUUGGCAGCAGAUCUUUCGGUAACUCAUUCUUUAAAUGCUGACGUCACAGAUGAAAUUCAACUUACGGAAGAAAUUGAAGGAAUACAGAGAUCUGAGGUGGAAGCUCUCCAAGAAACUAUGGUUAAUUCCACGUUUCUCAUCAACUCUCAACCAAAGAAAGGGAUAGGAAGAUUUCACUUUACUAUUUUCAUAAAGCCAAAGCUUCCUGAUGAUCAGGAGUACAUUGAAGUUAACUGCAAACUACCAAGGCAUCCACUCUUUAAUGAUUGUGAAUCACUAACCAAAGAAGCCUCUGCUGUUAAACACAGUUUUUACAGAACAACAUCAGGUCAUAGAUGGCAGUCUAUUUUUCAAGUUCAACACCUCAGUCCUAUAGAACUACAUGUAACACUACCUCUAGGAUAUCCACAGUUGAAUCCUCCUCAUUUCACUAUCUGUUGUCUUUGGCUGACCAAUCAUCAGAUUACUAAUUUAUGUAGCAAGCUGGAUGAACUAUGGGAAAUAAUGAGAGGGAUGCCAAUAAUUUUCUUUUGGACAGACUGGCUAGAGAAUCACAGUAUCAGGUUCCUGGACAUCUACCAAAUAAUCCUGACUAGUCCUCUAGAUGGAAUUAAUUCAGGAAAAGCAGUGGAUGAUAUGGUUGAUGAAAAAGUUGUCCCAGAUAACAGGGGAGUUGUGGAGAAGUUGAAGAUUAUGAUCAAGUAUAACUGGGAGGAGGAACAGCAUUUUUUCACCCAGAACAUUCAGGAAUGUACCAUUUGUUUUGGUGAGGAUUUGGGACAGAAUUUCUUUAGGCUUCCUGACUGUAAGCACCACUUCUGCCAAGGCUGUAUUAAGAAUUAUUGUGAGCUGCAUGUGAAAGAAGGGACAGUUCAAAACCUCAGGUGCCCAGAAUCAGACUGCGAGGAAGAGCUACCUACAAGUAUCAUCACUACAAUCCUUGAGCCUGAUGCUCUAGAACGCUGGGAACAUUUACUAUUACAUAAAACUCUGGAUGCCAUGAAAGAUGUUGAAUGGUGUCCUCGCUGUAAUAAUCCUUGUGUCUGUGAUGAAAAUGACUCUUUGAACCUUGCCUUUUGUUUGCAGUGCUCAUUUGCUUUCUGUACCUCUUGCAGGAAUUCAUGGCAUCAGGGUACACCAUGUAUCAGUAUAGAAGAAGUGUUAAAGAAUACAUCUUUGGAAAGAAAUAAUAACACACAACAAAAAACAUAUGAAGAGUUAAUAUCAGUAUACUGUAUUUCAAAGACAACCAGGAAGUGUCCACAGUGUAAGGUGCCUAUAGAGAAACAGAAUGGUUGCAACAAAGUCAUAUGUUCACAGUGUAAAACUUUCAUGUGCUGGGGAUGUGGAAAGAAAAUUAAUUCAUAUGCUCAUUUUGAUACAAAUUCAAAAUGUAACACAUUUAUAAUGCCAGUUUACAAAGAAGGUCUACUUACAAAGGAUAGUAUUUUAAUUAAAGCUGUGCUACAAGACAAGCCAGAGAGGAAAAAAGAUGUGCAGAAAUGCCCUUCCUGUAGACAGGAGAACUUGAAAUCUGACAAUAAUAAUCACAUCAAAUGUUGGAAUUGUAAAACUGAGUUUUGUUUUUAUUGUAAGAAGAAACUCAAAGGCCCUAUUUUUUUGCAUUACAGUGGUGUAAACUCUUGUCCACAACAUUCCAAAAAUACUUGAUCAUACUAGUUAAACAUGUAUGAAUACAAAUACUAUUGUUUCCAGUUUUAAGGCCUCAUCUGAGAAAUAAAAUAAAAUUUUGAUAUUAUUAAAAUUAUUGCUGGCACUGUGGUUUAGUACUACACCCAUUAUAUAUUAAGAAAUCAUACUUUGUAAGUUUAUAAGAAUUGAGGUAUUUAUUAUACCAGGAAAAUAAGGUAAAACAUUUUGGUUUAGUCAUUGCCAUGUUGUUGAUAAUCUGUGAGUUUUUUUAUGGCAUGAACACAAUGGCUCCCUAAGCGAAUGUAUGUGUUAAUUAACAUAAAACAGACAUGUAUCACAUAUCUAUUUUAUUUAAUGAUCCUUCCAACUAAAUAUACACGGAAAAAUUAUAAACCAACCUCUGAAAUUUAUGUUCACAUUUUUAUAAAAUUAAUCAUAAAAUUUUAGUUUAAUCAACAAUUAAUUUUUAUACAAAUAAAAAAUUAAAAUUAUGACUGGCUAAAAUUAAGUGUACAUUUUGUAAUCAUUUCUUACAAAUGUUAACAUACAUAAUUGACUUUUGUAAGAAAAACAGUGUUUUACUAUAUAAAUACACUAGAAUAAAUGAUUAUAAUCAAAAUAUACACACAGAAUAUUUUUAGUAAAUCUUUGAGGAAAAAUAAAACUUGUUUAAUAUUACCCAAACAAAAGUAAAUGAAAGUUCAAGCUGAAUAUAAUCAUUUCAAUAGUUUAAAAUAUAGUAACUACAUCUAGAACAAUGGUUUUUUUAUAUGCAAUUUAUGAGUAAAAUGUGAUGUGUAAUUUAUGGUAUCAUUCAACAAGUUAUUUGUGCAUCUAUUAUAAUUGAAUAUUCAUUAAAUGAUUCGAUCAUAACUGUUACCUUGUAUAAUUUACUAUAUUUAUUUAAUGAUUCAUCUAACUUUAAGUUAAACCUGUUAAACAUUGUAAAUAACCUGCUACCACAGCUACAUAUUUAAAUAAAACUUGUUAUAUAUAUAUAUUCAUCAUAGCU